GCGCGAGAUAAAAUGUGGCGCGUUGUCGUACCGCGAUCUGACGAGAACAGCACUCUGCUGUCCUCUGACAUAACGGCCGGUGCCGUCGCUCCGGGUCACCUGCCGUCACUGUCAGGCCCAUCGGGGCCUCAUCACUGGGGCUAUCCGCCGCCCCCGCAUCCCUCCUACCAGCCUCAGCACCCGGAUGUACGUCACCAUCACGAGAUGCGACAUGACAUGCAGAGGCCGGAACUCCGUCACCCCGCUGAUAUCAGGCACGAGAUGAGGCACGAUAAUAUCGCCGGAAUGAGGCCGGACCUCACGGAGCUCAGACCCAGUCAUGAGCUCCCUGAAUUGAAGAACGACAUCACCGAGUUGAGGGCACAGGAUAAUCAGCAGCAGCAGCAGCAGCAGCAGCAACAGCAACAGCAACAGCAAUUGUCACAGUCGAGGGGGAUGAAACGGACGAUGAGCGAUUCGGACUGUGACGAUGUCUUCUCUGAGGAGAGUGGAAAGGAACCCUGCAACUCACCGGGUGGUGAUUCGUGUCAACACGCUUCGCGCAAACGAAGACGGGGAAUGAUUGAGAAAAAGAGACGUGACAGGAUAAACGCUUCCCUCGGAGAAUUGCGAAGGUUGGUACCAGCUGCCGCCAGGGAUCCUCACAGUGGAAAACUCGAAAAAGCUGAAAUACUUCAACUCACCGUCGAACAUCUACGUACCUUGAGAAAUAAAGGACCGGAAGGAUACGAUAGCACUAAGUUGGCCAUGGAUUACCACGCUGUCGGUUGGGGCGAAUGCGCAGCGGAAGUUGGACGAUACUUGGUCACCAUGGAAGGCCUCGACGAGAGAGAUCCGCUACGUCUGAGACUGCUGUCUCACCUUCAAAGCUUCCACAGAGAACACCCGCCGACCACCAGCACUGUCCUGCCCUCUGGAUCCUCCGUCAGCUCCGCCACUACAACCGGAAGUUACGAGCCGUCGAGCUCUUCCUCUGUCGGGAUGCCCUCAACGCCUGGAAGUAUGCCGCCUCUUCUGGGCAGCGGAGCUCUUGGCUGGGGUCAGUAUCCUGGACAGUACGUCCAACAGCAGCAUGGAAAACCGUAUCGACCUUGGGGCGCGGAGUUGGCUUACUGAAGUCAAAUAGGUUAUCCACCGCGUGGAAAAUACUGACCAAACUAACCAAUCGAUCGCGAGACGGUUACGUAAGCUUACGAAAGUCGUCGGUUAUAGCCGUUGUA
Diprion similis is the source of this 1220-nucleotide messenger RNA. It is a transcript of the gene Hey, whose product is annotated as hairy/enhancer-of-split related with YRPW motif protein-like. Gene Ontology annotation, cellular component: nucleus. The transcript has 3 exons. Gene Ontology annotation, molecular function: DNA-binding transcription factor activity, RNA polymerase II-specific; protein dimerization activity; RNA polymerase II cis-regulatory region sequence-specific DNA binding. The coding region runs from base 13 to 1116 and encodes 367 amino acids. Gene Ontology annotation, biological process: regulation of transcription by RNA polymerase II; regulation of neurogenesis; anterior/posterior pattern specification. NCBI's taxonomy places the organism in Eukaryota, Metazoa, Arthropoda, Insecta, Hymenoptera, Diprionidae. The record is from RefSeq and is a predicted model, not a curated record.